Messenger RNA from Cyphellophora europaea CBS 101466, 540 nucleotides. RefSeq lists its product as uncharacterized. NCBI's taxonomy places the organism in Eukaryota, Fungi, Ascomycota, Eurotiomycetes, Chaetothyriales, Cyphellophoraceae. The transcript has 2 exons. The record is from RefSeq and is a predicted model, not a curated record. The coding region runs from base 1 to 540 and encodes 179 amino acids. Gene Ontology annotation, molecular function: carbon-sulfur lyase activity.
AUGGUCAUGGUGGCGGAACCCCUCGCAUCUCUAGAUCGGCUCCAGUAUGGCGGCUGUUUGUGCGAAGCAGUCAAGUAUCAGGUCCAAGGUCCACCCUCCCUGAGAUACCUGUGCCACUGUCGAAAUUGUCAGAGAGCCACAGGAUCCACCUUCCAGGCAAACUGUUUUUUCGCUCGUGCGGGCUUUGAUGUGACUCAAGGCAAGGACAAGCUUUCGGUGUUCCAGUUCAAAGGCACGGGCUCUGGAAGCGACCAACGUCGCCAUUUCUGCACCCUCUGCGGCACCCCAUUGUUCAUCUUUCCCGGCAACAAGGAGGAGAUUGUGGUGGUGUAUGCGGGGACGCUCGAUGACUUCAACGACGACUUCGUGCCCACGCAGGAAUGCUGGGUCAAGCAGAGACGCAGCUGGGCCACAUGCGACUCAGUAACCACUUCAGGGCUUAUCAGUGGCGCCCAAGUUGACGUCGAUGUCGACUUCGGCACAAAUCGCCGCGUCGGACCUACCUCAUGGUCGAUCAUGGACGGGUGCAGGAGGGAGUGA